Molecule: messenger RNA, 2952 nt
Organism: Huiozyma naganishii CBS 8797
Lineage: Eukaryota; Fungi; Ascomycota; Saccharomycetes; Saccharomycetales; Saccharomycetaceae
Gene: FUN12
Product: translation initiation factor eIF5B
Exons: 1
Coding region: 1-2952 (983 amino acids)
Molecular function (GO): GTP binding; translation initiation factor activity; GTPase activity
Source: RefSeq, a predicted model, not a curated record
AUGGCGAAGAAGGGAAAGAAGAACCAGCAGAACUACUGGGAUGAGGAGUACGCGGAGGACUCCCCCGAGACCGCGGAGGAGGUCGGAGCGCCUGCACCAGAGAGUGCCGGUGGCGAUGCAAGCCCUGCAGAGGCGACUGCUGAAGAAGAAGUCGCUGAAGGUGACUUCAUGGCUGCUUUGAAGCAGUCGAAGAAGAAACAGGCGACGAAGGAGGACGCGAAGCCGCUGCUGAAGUCGAAGAAGGAGAAGGAGAAGGAGAAGAAGGAGCUAGAGAAGCAGAAGAAGAAAGAACUCGCAGCGAAGAAGAAGGCACAACAGCAGUCGCAGAAGGAGAAGAACAAAGAGCUGCAGAAGCAGAACGCGGAGAAAUUGGCGGCCGCCAAGAAGGGCAAAGAUACUGGGGCUGGUGAACAGCCUGCAAGUAGUGGAAGCACUCCCGCUGGUACCGCGGCGAAGAAACCGGCUAAGAAAGUGCCCGCUGGUCUUGCAGCUCUUCGGAAACAGUUGGAGCUGAAGAAACAAUUGGAAGAGGAGGAACGUUUGGCCAGAGAGGAGGAGGAGAAGGCCGAAAGGGAGGAAGAGGAGAGACUCGCCAAGCAAGAACAAGAGAACGAGAAAAUCAGACAGGCUAAGAAGGAGAAAGAGAGAGCGAAGCGUGAGAAGUUGAAAUCCGAGGGGAAACUUCUGUCCAAGAAGCAAAAGGAGGAGAAGAAACUUUUGGAAAGAAGAAGGGCCGCACUUUUGGCCUCCGGUAACGUCAAAGUGGCCGGUCUCUCCAAGAAGGAGGAUGACGACGAGGAGACCGCUAAGCCAAAGAAGGUUGUUUACGGGAAGAAGAAGAAGAAGUUCGCGGAAGAUCACCUUGCUGAAUCCCGCGAGAACGCUGCCACUGGGAAAGCGGACGAUAAAUCUCAAUCGUCAGGUGCCGCCGCCGUAGGUGAGGACGUCUUGAUCGACGAUUGGGAGAAUCUGGACCUGGGUGACGAUGAGCCAGUCGAGGAGAACGAUUACGAGGAAGCGACAACUUCUGCAUCUCCAGCUGCCGCGGAGGAACCAGCACACGCAGAGGAGGUCGUUUACGCGGAGACAGACAACACCUUGGCCACGAGAGCAGCAAGCCCUCCAGCCGCCAACCCUACAAAAAAGGACUUGCGUUCCCCAAUCUGUUGUAUUUUGGGUCACGUCGAUACUGGUAAGACUAAGCUGCUAGAUAAAAUCAGACAAACCAACGUCCAAGGUGGUGAAGCCGGUGGUAUCACCCAACAGAUCGGUGCCACUUACUUCCCCAUGGAGGCGAUCAAGGCCAAGACACAAACCAUGGCAAAGUACGAAAAGCAAACGUUCGACGUCCCAGGUCUUUUGGUUAUCGAUACCCCAGGUCACGAAUCUUUCUCCAACUUGCGUUCGAGAGGUUCAUCUCUUUGUAACAUCGCUAUUUUGGUCAUUGAUAUCAUGCAUGGUCUAGAACAGCAAACAAUCGAAUCCAUUAAGUUACUGAGGGAUAGAAAGGCGCCCUUCAUCGUUGCGUUGAACAAGAUCGACAGACUGUAUGACUGGGAAUCCAUUCCAAACAACUCUUUCAGAGACUCGUUCGAAAAGCAAACUAGAGCCGUUAAGGACGAAUUCCAGACCAGAUACAGCAACAUCCAACUGCAGUUGGCUGAACAGGGGUUGAACUCUGAGCUGUACUUCAACAACAAGAACAUGUCCAAAUACGUCUCCAUUGUCCCCACAUCUGCCGUCACCGGUGAGGGUGUACCCGAUUUGCUGUGGUUGCUACUGGAGUUGACUCAAAAGAGAAUGUCCAAGCAAUUGAUGUACUUGUCCCACGUCGAAGCUACUGUCUUGGAAGUCAAAGUCGUCGAAGGUUUCGGUACGACAAUUGAUGUCAUUCUAUCCAACGGUUAUCUAAGGGAGGGUGACAGAAUUGUUUUGUGUGGUAUGAACGGUCCUAUUGUGACCAACAUCAGAGCGCUGUUGACCCCUCAACCGCUAAGAGAACUGCGUUUGAAAUCUGAAUACGUCCACCACAAGGAGGUCAAGGCAGCUCUGGGUGUCAAGAUCGCCGCUAACGAUCUAGAAAAGGCAGUCUCCGGUUCUAGACUACUAGUCGUUGGUCCAGAGGAUGACGAGGAUGAACUUAUGGAUGACGUUAUGGAUGAUUUGACUGGUCUUCUUGACUUGGUCGACUCAUCUGGUAGAGGUGUUGUCGUCCAGGCCUCAACUCUGGGUUCUCUGGAGGCGUUGCUGGACUUCUUGAAGGACAUGAAGAUUCCUGUCAUGUCUAUUGGGUUGGGUCCCGUGUACAAGCGUGAUGUGAUGAAAGCCAGUGCCAUGUUAGAAAAGGCUCCAGAAUACGCGGUCAUGCUGUGUUUCGAUGUUAAAAUUGACAAGGAGGCAGAACAGUACGCAGAACAAGAAGGUGUCAAGAUCUUCAACGCUGAUAUUAUCUACCAUUUGUUCGAUGCCUUCACGGCUUACCAAGAACAACUGUUGGAACAACGUCGUAAAGAUUUCCUAGAAUACGCCAUCUUCCCAUGUGUCUUACAGACUUUACAGAUCAUCAACAAGCGUGGGCCUAUGAUUAUCGGUGUAGAUGUCAUCGAUGGUACCGUGCGUGUGGGAACACCAAUCUGUGCAGUUAGAGUGGACCCUACCACCAAGGAAAGACACAUUUUAGGCUUGGGUAAGGUUGCCUCUUUGGAAAUCAACCAUCAAACCGUCCCUGAGGUGAAGAAGGGUCAAACAGCUGCCGGUGUCGCCGUCCGUCUGGAGGAUCCUUCUGGCCAACAGCCUAUUUGGGGCCGUCACGUCGAUGAAACCGAUACAUUAUACUCUAUGAUCUCGAGAAGAUCCAUAGAUACGCUGAAGGACCAAGCUUUCAGAGACCAAGUAUCAAGACCGGACUGGAUCUUGAUCAAGAAAUUGAAAACUGUCUUCGGCAUCGAAUGA